CAGGAUCGACCGCGAGCGGCAGACAUGACUGCCGGUGGCAUUGUGCUUCCAUUCCAUUCAACAUUUCUUGGGGAACGCCAUGUUGCCCUUGCAUUUCAUUCUCAUUCUCAUUCUCACCUACCUAGGUAUGCUAGGAACCGAUUGCGGGGGCAUAUGUGAGUGCCAGAGGCACAGGUUGUUGCAGAUAGAUUGCCAUAACAAUCCCCUCAAUUUCAAUCGCCGGUUUGAUAGUCAUGGACCACCGUGGCUGAUGCUCCAUAGGGGGGGACUCUCCCUCGCAGGGAACUGGCUGCUUGGGAUGCGAGGGCGGCAGAGACUCUUCUCAUCCACGAUCACUCUCAGCCGUUCACCAGUCGCAAACCCGAAGCAACCGAACACGGCACAGAGAGAGAGACAUGACCUCAGCAACUUGCCGACACAUACCAACACCACCAGCAAGACAAUGAGUGAGAUUGGAUUGGCACGCCUUCGAAAACGGUGACACGAAACCAAGAAACCGUCCAAUCAUCCCCCCCCCCCUCCAGUGCCCCAAAAACACAGCCGCCAUGCUCUUGGUAGUAUUUAUUGGUGGCGCCAUGUCGUCUUCAGCCUCAGCACACUAGACUAG
Neurospora hispaniola is the source of this 607-nucleotide messenger RNA. RefSeq lists its product as uncharacterized. The record is from RefSeq and is a predicted model, not a curated record. Lineage: Eukaryota; Fungi; Ascomycota; Sordariomycetes; Sordariales; Sordariaceae. Bases 80 to 481 code for a protein of 133 amino acids. The transcript has a single exon.